AUGUCAACAUUCGGCGUUCGCGAUGCGCCAUUCGGCCAGCUAUGUCGACUAGCUCUCGGUCCUAGGGUUUUCCGUUAUCCCGAUGAGCAAGAAGGAUUCGAGUAUCAACCGGCGGAAGAAACACCACCUGAAGCGCCUACGCCUGAAGAACACAGCGACUCGACAGAUACAAAUGCGGAUGUGGAAAAGGCCGCGCCAGUGCCGUCGCCAGGCCAGUCAAAGUCUGGUUACCAGACUGUAGGGUGGUAUAGCGACAGCGAUCCCGAAAACCCGCAGGUGUGGUCCCUGGCAAAGAAGACCAUUACUUUCACCCAGAUCUGCCUUCUCACCUUUGCAGUAUACUGUGGAUCUGCAAUCAUCACUCCAGCGCAGCCAGUAUUUGUUGAAGUGUUUGGUGUUGGUGCCCAAGAAUCGUCUUUGGCGCUCUCGAUGUAUGUUUUGGGAUAUGGAAUCGGGCCGUUAUUCUUCAGUCCUUUGUCCGAAGUCCCAGCAGUUGGGCGGAACAUUCCUUACUUUGUUUCAUUUUCGCUCUUUAUCAUUAUCACAGCUGUGGCUUCUCGAGUGUCGAACUUUGCAGGGCUUAUUGUGCUACGGUUUCUUCAAGGGCUCCUAGGCGGCCCUGUUCUGGCGACUGGAGGAGCCUCGGCUGCCGAUAUCCUUUCUUUCCCAAAGAUCCCUUACGGUCUCACUUUCUGGGGAUGUGCCACCUUGGCAGGGCCCGCGCUCGGGCCGCUUUUGUCAGGGUUCUCAGCGCCGUUGAGCUCCUGGAGGUGGUCUAUGUAUGAGCUGCUAAUUCUCUGUGGCUUCACAUGGAUUCUCCUCUUCUUCUUCCUGCCAGAAACCAACGCCGACUUUAUCCUUUUGAAACGGGCCAAGCGCCUGCGCAAAUCUACCGGAAAUCCGAAUCUUCGAUCGGACUCGGAAAUUAAGCAAGGAAACAUUCACUUCCUGUCCCUUCUGGGCGGUUAUCUGACUACGCCUUUCCUGGUCACGCUGAAGGAUCCGUCUGUGGCUUUUAUUAAUAUCUACACUGGUCUUAUCUACGGCAUUUUUUACUCUUACUUUGAAUCGUUCCCGAUUGUUUAUACCCAGAUUCACGGGUUCUCUACGGGCAUAAUGGGGACUAUCUUUCUCAGUGUGGUUGUUGCUUGCUUCUUCGGAGCUGGCUCCUACCUUGCGCUUGUCAAGUUCCACUAUGAACCUUACACCUAUAAAAACGGAAUUGGCUCUCCCGAGCAUCGACUUCUUCCAGGGGUUGUUGCGGCAUUGAUUGCACCGUGUGGAAUUCUUAUUUUCGCUUGGACCUCCCGGGACUGGAUCAAUUGGGUUGUACCCACGAUUGGCAUCGUUCUUUACAUGGCAUGUGUCUUUGUGGUAAGUGGAUUGACAGAGAUUAAAAGGUUUGAGGCACUAAAGUCUUCCUAG
Aspergillus udagawae is the source of this 1425-nucleotide messenger RNA. RefSeq lists its product as uncharacterized. The record is from RefSeq and is a predicted model, not a curated record. Gene Ontology annotation, molecular function: fluconazole transmembrane transporter activity. The transcript is spliced from 4 exons. Gene Ontology annotation, biological process: xenobiotic detoxification by transmembrane export across the plasma membrane. The coding region runs from base 1 to 1425 and encodes 474 amino acids. NCBI's taxonomy places the organism in Eukaryota, Fungi, Ascomycota, Eurotiomycetes, Eurotiales, Aspergillaceae.